CCAUUUUUUCACUUCAUUUCCUCUGAGUACCAUUCAUUCUGUUUAAAGACUUUCACUUCUGAACUAAAGCUUUCUUUCUUAAGAUAUCCCUUUCCAUUCUAUUUACUGAAUAUCAUUGUUUUUUUGCUAGAAUUCCACCUUUUAUAUAUAGUAACACUAAAUUAGUGUAGAGCUUUCUUGCUCCACAGUCAAUGAUUUUUAUGUUAGACUUACCGUAGUUUCUGAAAGAGAGUGUUGGUGUAACUGGUAAAGUUGUUGUCAUGUGACUAGGAGGGAAAUAUUACGUAAAAUAGACCCUUGUGGUCCUGACAUUCCCCGACCCCGAUCUCGCACAUAGCGGGAGCUUAUGCAUCAACAUGGAUGAAAUGAGGCAGAAACUUAUGUACACUAAUCUUGAACUUGAAAAUUUGAAAGUGGAAAAAAGUGAAGAUAUGAGGAAGAACAAAGAAUAUGUGAAGGAAUUAAUCCAACUUUUGAAGAUGGUUUGUCAAGAAAGAGAUGAAGCAAGAAAACAACUCCAGAAACUACUCAACAAACUAUCUCAUGUUCAAGUUGACAGUCCUAUUUUCAAGGCUAGAAAAGCAAAUUCAAGCAUAACUGAAUCAAACAGCCUUUCUGAAACAUACAAUUACCAAUCACACAAUUCAUCCCCGGUCGAGUCAUUUUUUGAUGCAUUUACAUCCCCUGAAUUUUCCAACAACAACAUGGCUGAUUCAAAUACAGUUGCCUAUGAUUGUAACGUUCCAUUCUCGGACAAUUGUGUUCCUCAAUUGGUCCCAAAAGUUGAUCAGGCUACAUUGGUUAUUGACAAUCUUGUAAAGGGGAAAACUUUGCCACAGAAAGGGAAACUAUUGAAGUCUGUUAUUGAAGCAGGACCACUUUUGCAAACACUUUUAGUUUCAGGGCAACUUCCUCAGUGGCGAAAUCCGCCUCAGGUUAAGACGUUUAAUAUUCCACCAAUUUCAAUUAAAGGGUUUGAAGCUGAGAUUACGAAUCAGAAUCUUGUUUCAAGAUCUUUGCAAUUAAACUCAGCCUUAUUUUGAGAUGUCAUGUGGUUCUUCACAAAUGGUGUCUACGUCUAUGUUAAACUUUGCUAACUCGUUUCCUGUUUGGAAAAUCAGAGUUUGAUAUCUGCUGGUCAAAUAUGAACAGUUUUGUCCUAGGAAAGAGACAAAGGUUGCAGUGAAAUAAAGUUAUAGGAUGAAAAGCCUAUGCUUCCAAUUUUUGUAUAAAGCAGAUUGCCAGGUUUAAAUGGCUAUAUUGAGUUUUAACAUUUUCCACAAGAUAAUUGUUAAGAUGGAUGGAUAUGUUGUCAUAAAAUGAGAUGGUUUAAUCAUCUCGUAGAUAGCUUUUGAGAUUUAUCGA
Messenger RNA from Nicotiana tabacum (common tobacco), 1365 nucleotides. The record is from RefSeq and is a predicted model, not a curated record. Lineage: Eukaryota; Viridiplantae; Streptophyta; Magnoliopsida; Solanales; Solanaceae.